Molecule: messenger RNA, 3180 nt
Organism: Sabethes cyaneus
Lineage: Eukaryota; Metazoa; Arthropoda; Insecta; Diptera; Culicidae
Exons: 1
Coding region: 1-3180 (1059 amino acids)
Source: RefSeq, a predicted model, not a curated record
AUGUUGGAAAUGAGCGAUUCCGAUCUAGAGACUAUUGGAAGUGUCGAGAAGAUGGAUGAUUGGCUUGAACGAACAGACCAAAUGGGCCGGGAAUUACAAGAACCUUUGGAUGAAACGCCCCUACCGGUGUACGACAAAGUUACACAAGAACCAGUAAUGGUGUCGAAUCAUCAGAAAGUUUCUAGCAGACAAUAUCCAGAAGUGCCAUGCCAGCCGCAGCGUCCUUUCCAGGAUCAACAUUCUUUCCCACCGGCGGUUACGCAACCAGUUCAAAGAAGUUGCGUUCCGAGUGACGUGUACCUCGAGCAUGACUUAUACGGUAGUGGAUUGCCAGUGCCUGUUUCUCGUUAUCAACCAUCGUUCGGUAACUCAGCAGGAGUAACCUUUAAUUUACCACCUCUCCCACUCUACACCACAGUGUCACAACCGACAGUGAUAACACCGGCGCAUCCACAGGGGAAUCUUCGGUAUCCGACUACGUCGAGUUCCUAUGAUUCCUCUCCUUUCAGUCACGGUAUCCCACAACCUGGAAGGAUAACAUCUACGCCCCGCACGAAUGUGAGUACCUCUCAACGACCAAUAGGCAACGGUUCUGUAGUUCCACCACUGAACAGUGGACAUUUGGCAGCCAGGCAGACUGUAAAAGACCUGCCCAAGUUUGGCGGAGAUCCAGAAGAUUGGCCACGGUUCAUCGCAGCAUAUGAAAGAACAACCAGAAUGUGUGCUUUCCAAAAUGAUGAGCUGCUCGAUCGUCUAGAGAGAAGCCUGUACGAUAAAGCUCUCAAUAGUGUUAAAAGCCUGCUUCUGCACCCUGACAACGUUCCAGUAAUAAUGAACCGUUUGAAAACUCUCUUCGGGAACCCGGAGUUUAUUGUUGAAACGAUGGUGAAUAAGGUUAAAAUGAUGCCACCACCGAAAGCCGAGAAACUGGAAACCAUUGUAGAUUUCGGCGUUGCAGUGCAGAAUUUGUGUGCUACAAUUCAAGUAUGCCAAAUGGACGAACGUUUUUACAACGUGGCGUUGCUCCAGGAACUUGUUGACAGUUUACCGCCGACAUUAAAAAUGAAAUGGGCAUUCUAUCGAAAGGAAAUCGGAGCAGCCAUUUUACGGGAGUUCAAUGCGUGGCUUGGGAACAUGGUUGAUGCUAUAAGUCAAGUGAGCAGACCACAAGCUUACACGAAGCCUUUGAAGAUGGAGAAGAAAGGUCGGAAAGAAGAUGCCUUUGUACAUCUGCAUUCCGAACAACCGCCUGAGUUGAUCAAUCGCAGAGCAUGUUUAGCGUGUGCAGGAGAAUGCAGUAGUCUGGACAAGUGUAACAGUUUCUUAAGGAUGGUACCGAAUGCACGGUGGGCAUUAGUGAAUGAAAAGAAGAUCUGUCGAAAAUGCUUGACUAAACACUUUAGAACAUGCGAGAUAAAAGUUCCUUGUAACCAGAACGGUUGUAGUUUUCUGCACCAUCGUUUACUCCACGAUGAUAGCAAGCACCAGGGUUGUUCAUCGCCGAGUGAAUUAUUGGAAAAUUCUUCAUGUAAUGCACAUCACUGCCCGCCCGAUGGAGUGCUUUUAAAAUAUGUCCGUGUUACACUACACGCGAAAAACCGAUCGAUCGACACGUAUGCCUUCCUCGAUGCUGGAUCAACCUCCACGUUAAUGGAGCAUAGCUUGUGGGAGGAGUUGAAUCUGGGUGGCGAGAGAAAUCCGCUAUGCAUCACAUGGACUGGCGGUCAAGGGAGAUACGAAGGAAAUUCAGUGAAAUGUUCCCUCGACAUAUCAGGUGCCCAAAAUCCAACCAAACGUUUCUACCUUUCGAAAGUGCAUACUGUACGGAAACUGGAUCUUCCUUCGCAAUCGAUGUCUGCUACAGAGCUCACAAGAUACUUCCAAUAUUUAUCCGGUCUUCCUCUCGAAUCGUACUCUAAAGUGAAACCACGCAUCCUGAUAGGUGUGGAUAAUUCCAGAUUAGACUAUCCAUUGGACUCCAGAGAAGGGAGCUAUAGUCAACCUACUGCUGUACUGACGCGAUUGGGUUGGAUAAUCUACGGGCCAUGUUCAGUUGCAAAACGAUCGACGACUGUGAAGGAGAAUGCGUAUAGCUAUCACAUCUGUGAGUGUGAUGCCCUUCAGUCGGCUGUCAAGAAUUAUUUCGCUCUGGACAGUCUUGGAAUUCAACUCAAUGGGAAGACAUUGAUGUCGAACGAGGAUGAACGUGCGAUUAACCUGCAGCAGUCCAAUACCGUGUUGAAGGACAAGAAAUACGAAACAUGUCUUCUAUGGCGAUACGACAAUGUUAGGUUGCCGGAGAGUAAGGCAAUGGCUCUGAAACGUCAUAACUGUCUCGACAAGCGCAUGGAACGUGAGCCAGAGUUAGCUAGAGUAUUUCAGGAGAAAAUCUUUGACUAUAAAGCUAAAGGAUAUAUCCGUGAACUUCUAGCGCAUGAGGAGGAAAUGCAAAGAGAACGUUCGUGGUAUCUGCCAAUUUUUCCCGUGUUCAAUCCCAACAAACCCGGAAAGCUUCGGAUUGUGUGGGAUGCCGCAGCAAAAGUAGGCGCAGUUUCGCUGAAUACCUUUCUAUUGAAAGGCCCGGAUCUAGUUACACCUCUUCCGCAAGUACUUCAUAGGUUUCGAGAACACCGAGUGGCGGUCUCUGGUGAUGUGCGCGAAAUGUUUCAUCAGGUCUUGAUGAACCGUGACGAUCAGCAUUGUCUAAGGUUUUUCUGCAACGAAGGUUUCCCCGGUAAGGCUCCUACUGUAUAUGUUAUGCAGGUGAUGACGUUUGGUGCAAGCUGUUCGCCAAGCAGCGCACAAUACGUUAAGAAUCUAAAUGCAGAACGUUUCAGAACCCAGUUUCCGGAAGCAGUGGAGGCGAUCUGUAAAGGAACUUAUGUAGAUGACAUGUUAUACAGUGUCGAAACGGAAGAAGAGGCAGUUAGACUUGCUCAGAACGUACGCUUCAUCUAUUCUGAAGGAGGAUUCGAAAUCCGUGGAUGGUUGUCGAACUCUAAGAAGGUGGUGGAGUCCAUGGGCGAACACGGAAUUGCCGCGAAAAGUCUUGACCAAAUAGUUUUUGAUUAUGUGGGUUGCCAACGAGUAGAUUACAAUCGACCAUUUCGGAUUUCGGUUCCAACUUCGGUCGAUAUCGGUGGUGAACGGUCGAUAUCGGUGGUGAAAAGUUCCAGAUAA